Molecule: messenger RNA, 2707 nt
Organism: Topomyia yanbarensis
Lineage: Eukaryota; Metazoa; Arthropoda; Insecta; Diptera; Culicidae
Product: putative lipid scramblase CLPTM1
Exons: 3
Coding region: 250-2289 (679 amino acids)
Cellular component (GO): membrane; endomembrane system
Source: RefSeq, a predicted model, not a curated record
AAAUGUCAAAAUCAUUCGAUUUUUUCCAAUCUCAGAUCUCAGCUGUCUCGUUUCUUCCGUCGCCAAUUUAAUGGUUAGCUUAAAUGGGCCAGCAUUUUGCUUGAGUCUUUUCCAGGCGAAAUUUUCCUUAUAAUUACACAAACUAGCAGUGGAAUUAUAAUAAAUCAAGUGUAAACAGUGGACCACGUGAGUAAUGACCAGAAGUUUGUUCAAGUGUUAAUUAAUCGAGGUUGAAAAAAAUUAGAGCAAAUGCCAGAGUCAAGGAAUGACGACGGUGGUGGGGACGGAGGAGGUGGUGAACCAAAAACCGCAGCACCAGGAGAAGGACAACCCUUGGUGGCCUCGAACAAUCAACCGGCAAAUGCGCAAGCACAAGCACAGCAACCUUCAAGGGCCGAGUCGUUUUUUGCUAUCGCAAAAUCUCUGAUCCUGCGGGCAUUGGUCAUUUACUUUAUCUCUUCGUUCUUCCGAAAACCUGCACCGGAUGCAGCCGUCAAUCAGACUGACGUCGGGAAGAGUAAGAUUGUGGCGUGGAACCUGUUCGACAAUGGGACCAUGUUCGAUCUGCACGUUUACGUAUCCGAGGAUCCCCGGUGGGUCGAUUUUGGUAACCCGAAUGCGCUGGUUUGGUUACAGGAAGAUUUGAUGUACGGAGAUUGGUACGGUGGACGAAACGGAGAUGGUAUUUUUACCGUCAACACACAGAUUAAGGCUUCGGAGCGGUUGAUGAAUAACGGAUCGUUAUAUUUGCAUACGUUCGUGACUAGGGCAGGGAAGAGCCCCAAUCCGGCGGCUGGAGCUGAUUAUGCAGGGAAGAACAUGGGUUAUACGAGUGCGAUGCUGAGCAAGUACAAGAAGAUAAAGCGAGUGAAGACGCACAAUUUGUUAGCUGGAGAAAAGGAAAAAUUCGCAAAGGAACUGGAUAAUGCGCUGGCAGAAGAUCGGAUAUUCUCUCAUUGGCAUCCGAAUCUAACGAUCAAUUUGGUGACGGAUCAAACCAAUUGGGUCAAAGGGUCGGUUCCUCCUCCUCUGGAUGAAUAUGUGAGAUUUCUUCCGGGAGGACAAACCUAUCUGCCGGUUGUAUUCUAUAACGACUACUGGAACAUGCUGAGAGAUUAUCAGCCUAUCAAUCACACGACACCUGUUUUGGAACUGAAUCUGUGCUAUCAACCCCUGUCUUUGUUUAAGUGGCAGCUCUACGCAGCACAAAGUAUGCGAAACAAAUGGACAAACAACAUUUUUGGCGAAGCGCUUGUUGGCGGCACUGAAUCGGAUGAGGACCAAGACUCACUCAAAGAGACACUGCUGGAAACAAAUCCCUAUCUGCUGGGUAUUACAAUUGCCAUCUCGAUUUUGCACAGUAUUUUCGAAUUGCUCGCCUUCAAGAACGACAUCCAGUUCUGGAAUAAUAGGAAAUCUUUGGAAGGUCUUUCCGUUCGGUCGGUAUUCUUCAACGUAUUCCAAUCGCUGAUCGUACUUCUUUACGUUCUGGAUAAUGAAACUAAUUUCAUGAUCAAGAUCAGCUGCUUCGUCGGAUUGGGCAUUGAAGUUUGGAAAAUUCAGAAAGUUAUCAAUAUAAAUGUGAGUCGCGAGAAUUUAGUUUUUGGCUUCCUGCCACGGAUCAGCUUUUCCGAUAAGGGAUCCUACGCUGAUUCCAGCACUAAACAGUAUGACAAUUUGGCCUUCAAAUAUCUUAGCUGGUUGUGUUUCCCGCUGCUGUUGGCCUAUGGCAUUUACUCAGUGAUUUACCAGGAGCACAAAGGAUGGUAUUCAUUCGUGCUGAAUAUGCUGUACGGUUAUCUGUUAACGUUUGGAUUUAUUAUGAUGACACCACAGUUGUUUAUCAACUACAAGAUGAAAUCAGUGGCCCAUCUGCCCUGGCGAAUGAUGACCUACAAGUUCCUGAAUACCUUCAUUGACGAUAUUUUUGCAUUCGUCAUCAAAAUGCCGACCAUGUAUAGGCUGGGUUGCUUCCGUGAUGAUAUCGUCUUCUUCAUCUUUCUCUACCAACGCUGGAUCUACAAGGUCGAUUCGUCACGCAUCAACGAGUUUGGAUUCUCGGCCGAAAUGCUUGAAGAUGCUGAUGCCAAGUCAAAGCAGUCGAACGCGUUAACUGACGGAUCUGCACAGCCUCCCUCAGCAGCCAGUGCUGCCGGCGGGGGUACAUCCUCGGAUGAGUCCAAGAGUCAGCCUGCCUCACCGAAUGCGGUUAAAAAGCGAAGGAACAAAAAAUCGUCACCCAAAUCGGACGCCAAGUCUAAUGCUACUGCGAACAAAAAGGUCGACUAGGUGGUUGUCUCAAGCAAUAUGGUAUUAGUAGCUGAUGGCUUCACGUAGUUGGAUGUUGGUGCUGCCAUCUGUCACACACUGAUGAACUAUUGAACUACUAAAUUAUACUGUUGUUUUAUCGCUUCAAUACCUGGAAGCGAUCUAGUGAACUAUGUUUUUAGCUUAUGGAGAACCAGUAGCCUAAUCACGAUCCCCAUUAUCAUAAACGUAAAUCAAGAUAUUUAAAGCUCGACAGGCGGUAGAAUCAUGCACUAAACUGGCGACCGAUUAUACAUAUAUCCACUAUAUUAAAGCUAGGAAGGCAGCGUUCCAAUCCGCAGCAAGAAAUGUGUAGAAAAAUACGAAUAAAAUACCUAGAGAUAAAAUAUUGACGUCGGUUACGGCAGCUAAUAAACUAGGUGUAUCACAUACCACUAUA